UUUUGGACUUGAGUGAAACUUUGAGCACACGUCGAGCGGCGGCGGAGCUGAUUCAUAACUCCAACACGAAAUGACCUCCAGAAAGCAGUAAAAAAGGGCGUCGGAGGAUGUCUGUGGAGGUGGAUUUACUUCUGCAGGAGGCGAAGGAAAGCAUCGAGGCGGCGCAGAACUACCGCAGCGAGCUGCAGCAGCGUCUGAAUGGCCUCAACCAGGCGCGCAAGCAGGUCCGGGGCAGCGCGGGUCAGGCCCGCGAGGCCCUCCGCAGGCACUUCAUGGAGCUGCAGGCGGCGGCCGGCCGGCUGCUGGCGGAGCGUCUGGACGCCCUGCUGGCCGAGGUGGACGCCAUCGAGGCCGACAGCAUCAAACCGCUGGACGACUGCCAGAGCCUGAUCGAGCACGGCGUGGGGCAGGCCGACGAGCUGCUGAGGGAGGGAGAGGCAGCUUUACGGUGCGGACUGGGAGAGAAGGAGGACAAACUGGGCAGCUUCACGAAGAAGGCCAUGCACAUCCAGCUGGACAGCCUCCCGGAGGUCCCGGCCCUGGUGGACGUCCCAAGCGUCUCGGCCCAGCUGGACGACUCCCUGCUGGGCCUGCUGAGGGAGCGGGUGUCCCACCACGGCUCGGUGUCGUCCCACCCCCCCGUCCAGAUCGAGGAGCUGCAGGAGCGGCCGGGGGGCGUCCUGGUGCGCUGGUGCAAGGUGGACGAGGACUUCACCCCCGCUGACUACCGGCUGCAGUACCGGCGCUCGGGCAGCGGGGGGAGCCAGUACGAGGACGCCUACAUCGGGAGGGAGUGCGAGUUCCUGGUGCUCCACCUGGACCCCCACACCGAGCACCAGUUCCGGGUGUGCGCCCGCGGCGAGGGCCGCACCGAGUGGAGCCCCUGGAGCGUCCCGCAGGCCGGAUACACCACGCUGACGCCGCACGAGUGGCGUCCCGGCACGGAGGGCUACAUCCUGAGCAGCAGGAGGAACAUCGCCCUGCGGAACGACGCCUGCCAGGCACGAUGCCCCGUCCUCUACUCCAACAGCCCCACCUACUUCUGUGGACAGACGCUCACCUUCAAGAUCUCUGCGGCCGGUCCUCUGGAUCGGAGGGACAGUCUGGGCGUUUGCAUCGACAGCGAGCAGCAGGAGGAGUCGUUACAGAGAGACCGAGCGGUCUGCAUCUCCACCAGCGGCGCCGUCUUCGUCAACGGGAAGGAGAUGACGAACCAGCUGCCGGCCGUCAGCGUGGGCUCGUCGGUGACCUUCGACAUGGAGGUGGUGAACCUGCUGCCCGCCCCCAGCGGCGGCGGCGGCGGCGGCGGCCGGCUGCAGCUGAGCGACGGCUGCAGCUUCAAGCUGCGCGUCACCAUCGGCUCGGGGAACCGCGAGGUGGUGUUCGACUGGCUGGUGGAGCAGGCGGUGGACUGCCUCUACUUCGGCUGCUCCUUCGCCCACUCCGGCUGGAAGGUCCUCGUCUUCUAGCCUCUUCAGCAUCCGUUCAACUCACAUUCGUCAGUAUUAAAGCCUCCUGCAGGAGGUUGCUGGUUUGAUUUCCGGACGUUUCCACAAAGACGAACUCUCAUCGCCGUGCUCCUCCAGCAGGGCGGCGAACACGAGCAUUUUUUACACUUUUUGAGCCAAAAGACAAGAAAACGGUCGAGACAGGAAGUGAAACAGGUUUGAUGGGCGGAGCUCCGGGAAACGUUUAAUAUAAAUUAGAAUGAGGGGCGGGGCCUUGGACAGGUUCGUCCAACGGACAAGCCUGAUGUUAAACAGUUCACUGACCUGGGCCUAGUGGGCGGGGCUUAGGACAGAGCCUGUUAAACCCAGCUUGAUGGGUGGAGCUUCAGAAAAAACCGCUCAGUGGGCGGAGUUUAGCAGAACAGCUUUUCAAAAAAAAAAUUCUGAAACUUUCACAGUCUUCACUGUUUAAACCUCAGUGUUUUUCUUUCUUUUCUUUUUUAACUCCUUGUUUGUGUCUGAAUUUAUUCCUUUUUUUUUCUAUUUUUGUUUAAAGUUGUCUUGAAUAACGUUCCCACACCCAGAUUUUAACCAUGGUUUUACGACUUUAUUUUUUGAAUCGCUAAAUGAUAAUUAAGCAGCUCGUAUAGUUGUGGGCGGGUCUGUGUGUCUGUGAGGACUUCCUGUUUUCCUCUUAAUGAUUAACACUUGAAUAUUAAAGCACAGCAAUGAGGAAUUUUGCUCCUUUUUUCUGCCUCAUUUUAACUGUUUUUUUUUUUUAAAUCCUGAUGAACUUUUUUGUUUAUUUUCCUGUUUUUGUUCUCAGUGAACUUCUGAUGGUUCAGAUGUGAGUCACAGGGUGAAUCUGCUCAAAGUGUUUUUGUCUCUUUUUUCGUUUUCUGAUUCAGGCUCAAACAAACUUUCCAAUGAAAAUGAAACUGGUUUAUAUUUAUGUUUAUAGUGGAUGCUUGGAGGACUUUUACGGCAUCAAGUAACUGUUAAAAACUCAUCUUUCAUCACCACAGCUGUUUGUAUCGUCACGUUUGUGUUGUUGUGUUUGAAUUGAGGUCGGUUUGGCUUCGCUUUGUGGUACAAAAAUGUCCUGAAACCAGCAAAUAAAAUGUCUUAAAAGCUUUUUUUCUGCUCUCAAACUGAAAAACGAGGACAGCAGUGCCCCUGCUGGUCAAACAUGAACAUUGUGUUUUGUGUUCACUGCUGGAAUCCGUUUUAUUCAAUAAAAAAAAAUGUUUUGUUGUGAC
Messenger RNA from Salarias fasciatus (jewelled blenny), 2707 nucleotides. RefSeq names its product cytokine receptor-like factor 3 (gene crlf3). The record is from RefSeq and is a predicted model, not a curated record. Gene Ontology annotation, molecular function: protein binding. The coding region runs from base 108 to 1469 and encodes 453 amino acids. The transcript is spliced from 9 exons. Lineage: Eukaryota; Metazoa; Chordata; Actinopteri; Blenniiformes; Blenniidae.